ACACAAGUUUGAGAAAUAUUGAUGUCAUAAAUAGUAAGAAUCUGCAGUUUCUGAAAUAGAGGAGCAGAUGAGAUGUGUGACUCUGAUCGGGUUGCGAUCCUAACAAAACGUUUCUGGAGGACCAACAUUUUUUGCAGAGUAGUAGGAAAAGUACUUUCCCAAACUACAUUACAAUAUGAACAAUAGGGAUAAAUGAUACUGUAAUAAAGAAUAAGGAGACAAGAUGUCUAACCCUCCUUAUCACUCCAGUAGAUUUGUUUAUUUUUCUACUAACAUAGUCAAUAUGUUUACUCUAAUUUAAACUCUCAUCAAUAAUAAUUCCUAGGAAUUUUGUAGAUGACACUUGAGGCAUCUCAACAGAUUCAAUUUUAAUUUGAAUUGUGAACUGCAGUAGCUCGCAAAUGACACAUUUUCACAACGGCCAUACGAGACAAAUAACAAGAGAAGCAGGUAUUGGCUGCUCAAAAUGUUGAAACAAUCUCCCAGAUGAGGUUCCAUGUGAAUUUCCAUACAUAUUUAACCUAUUAGCACUAUGGGUUAAUGGCUUUUCUGACCAAUUAAUUAACUUCAUUCCUACUGGCAUUGUUGUCCAAUUCCCUCGACUAGUUAAGGCCCAAUUAAUGCCGAUUAAAAUGCUGAAGAGACAUUAUAAUUUGGACCAAACUAUGUCAGCAUAGCCCACACCGAGUCUGAGCAUCAUUGUUUUAUUUUUUUUAUUCAUUGAAAGUCAUCUUUAAACACAGAAUUUAGAACCAGAAAUAAAACUUCUCAGCAGUUUAAACGAUACGAGUAAUGAGUAAUUGGGUUACUCAGAGGUUGCAGCCUUGCAUCAGGGAAUAAUGAUGCAUGUAAUGUGUCUCCUCAUUGAUUGAGGUGCGAUUCCUGAAAGAUGUCACUCUUUCCUCCUUGCACGGUGUGGAGAGUGGAGGCUGCCGGGUCACGGGUCUGGUUGUAGACACUGUGCAGAGAGAGUGCCCAGAUUCUUUAGCAUUCAUCUCUCUGUCACAACUCAAACUGGCAUCAAGGCUUCUGUCUGUGUUGGGAGGAUAAAGAGAGAGAGGUAACAUCCCAACCAACACUUUCACCGUUUGUCCAAAGGUUGGUGAAUCUGCAAACAGACUGCUGGAGGACCCUGUGUGUCACUUGAUCUAAAAUGUCAACGUAAAAAUAAAAUCUUAAUUUAAUAUUGUGCAUAUUGUUAAAACGCAAAUGUCUGGUUUCUGGGGCCCUAAGCAACUUCAUGAAGCUGUUUAACUGAAGCUCUAUAAUGAUAACAUACAUGUCCAUACCUCUACUUAAACUACAACCUCUACUAUAAGCUAAGGUACUGCCUGUCUCUAUUCUUAGCAGCAGUAUUGCUAUGGCCUCCACUACAAUUACCCCUAUAAGUACUGGUAUUAGUGGGGCAUUGUGUUAGUUCAGUCAGAGCACUGAAGUCUCACUGGCAUCAGCUGCUUCAUUCACAAGCAGUGACUCAUUCUGCAUGUGCUGGGCUACCAGCUGACUUGUAUCAUUAGAUCAGAUAUGUGCAGGUGUACAGCGUGGCCUUUAGAACUGGACACUUUUCACUUCUACUCAGCUGGUACCUUCAUGAAAACACCGUUUGACAUCAGGCACACCAGCUCUCUCCACCGCCCUUAUCUCCUUAUCUCCUUAUCUCCUUCCCUUAUGUGAACACAGUUUUGGUUUUGUUGGCUUCGUAAGAAACAAAAUCCUGAAAAUGAAAUAAAACCCAAUAAUGUAUGUUGGUACGUUAUCAGGCAAAGAUGAAGUCAACUUAAACCCCUACCAUUGGGAAAUGAUUAGAGCAGAGUGAUCUCAGAUUAGACACCACGAGAAGAUGCCACAAGCUGUUUUAUUUUUAUGAUGUAUUAUUAUUAUAUGAUUAUUAAUAUGACUGUUAUUUUUAAAUGCUACUUAAUAUGUUACUUGUGUCUCUACCUCUCUUACAACAAAAUGCUACGUGUAUACUAACAGCUUUAUACUACAGCAACUCCUGAUUAUCUUGAUUCUCUGUUUUGCACCCCCCCCUACACAACAAUUAUUCACAUUAGAGAAGAUGGAAUCUGUCCAUUUUUGAACAUUUUUGUUGUAAAAUGCAACCAUAAGAUUCAUUUGUUGUCAAAGUCAUUUCCGGGAUCAUUUUCCGUCUACUGACUGAUGAAUCAAUCGUCCAGCUCUACUCCUGUCGACCUAUAAAGUCAGGGGAGCACAGGUGACGUGUACCUGAGGCUGUGGGGUGUUAGGGAUUCAUGCACACAUGUUGAGAGAGGAUGUUGAUGCUCAAACACCAGGCAGUGCUGUUCCCUCACUCUGUGAAAAACAACCUCCUCUCCUCUUAAACACACAUACAUGUGAAAUCCCUCGAGCCUAUAAUAAAUUAAUCCAAUUAAAGCAGAAGGUAAUCAUAACCCACUGAAACAGUUUGAGGAUAAAAGGAUGCUGUUAGCUGGUCCUAACAUGACCUGUGAAGCAUGACAGGCUUACAAUCAAAAUCAACAAUCGUUUUUCUGUGAAUCCUACUUUUAUAACAAUUUAUUGAGCUUGUUAUUUUAUAAUAGUUAACUGUUCAGAUUCAAAUGAACAUUGUUAUUUUGUUCGAUAAUCUUUCAGCACAAAGUUAGUUUCCUGGUUGGUUGUAGCUGAUGUUCCCUCUGGUUUGUGUUUAUCGAGCCAAGACGGUGACAGCAGCACCGGAGAUGAGCGCCGGUUGGUUUCCCCGAAGCCAACAUCUCCCCUCAAAGGCAAAGAAACAACAGCACAACUGAAAUGUGAAAAUCCGUGUAACGGGAGACUGAUAUCUCUGGUGUUGUGUUACAUGUUUUUGAGUAACGAGGUCGACGCUGACGAGCGGCUGUGCGUCUUGGAGAGGGCAGGGACGCCAGAGACGCGCAACGGCAGCAGCAGCGCAGUCUGGUUGGAGCCGGCGUUUGAGAUCAUUCAACACUCCGUGCACCGGAUGUCUGAACGGAUUGUGGGAUACGACACCUAUACCGAAAUCCUUCCGUCGCGAACGAUGGACAGCCUCCUCGCCCCCCCCCCCCAAAUAGCCACGAAAGCGUCGGAAGAGUGAAAAUCCUGGAGCUUUUUUGAACAGAACUGUGGGUUGUGCGCGCGCGUCGGGCUCGCCGUUGCCUCCCGACUGCACUCGCCAACUUCCCCCGCUUUCCAUCAAGUCAUGUCUGAUACAGAGCGAUGGGCAAGUUUGACGACAACGAGAGGAUAAUCCUCAACGUCGGGGGCACCAGGCACGAAACCUACAAAUCCACCCUGAAGACCCUGCCGGGGACGCGCCUGGCCCUGCUUGCCUCCGACUCGGACAUCGACUCCGUGCUGGAUCAACUGCAACAAGUCCCCGGCUUCAUCGAGUACAACGCACGGACCAACGAGUACUUCUUCGACCGCCACCCGGGCGUCUUCGCCUACGUGCUCAACUACUACCGCACCGGGAAACUCCACUGCCCGGCGGAUGUGUGCGGACCGCUGUUCGAGGAGGAGCUCUCCUUCUGGGGCAUCGAUGAGACGGACGUGGAGCCCUGCUGCUGGAUGACUUAUCGGCAGCACCGGGACGCAGAGGAGGCUCUGGACGUGUUCGAGCUCAACGUGGACAACGGGGAGGAUGACGACGAUAUAGGGAAAAGGCUCGGCAUCGAGGACGCGGCCGCCGACGGUAAUGUCAGCCUCUGGAGGAAGUGGCAGCCGGUGAUCUGGAAUCUAUUCGAGGAUCCCUACUCCUCCAGAGCGGCGCGGUUUAUAGCCUUUGCAUCUUUGUUCUUCAUCCUGGUCUCCAUCACCACCUUUUGCUUGGAGACUCACGAGGCUUUCAACACCAUCAUCAACAAGACGGAACUGAUGCGGAACAGCAGCGUGCCGGACUCAGGCCCGCAGUACGAAAUAGAAACUGACCCCGCGCUCACCUACGUGGAGGGCGUUUGCGUCUUCUGGUUCACCAUCGAGUUCCUGGUGCGUGUGACCUUCUGCCCGGUCAAGUUGGAGUUUGUUAAGAGUGUUCUCAACAUCAUCGACUUUGUGGCUAUCCUGCCUUUCUACUUGGAGGUGGGGCUGAGUGGCCUUUCCUCAAAGGCCGCCAAGGAUGUGUUGGGUUUCCUCAGGGUGGUGCGCUUUGUUCGUAUCCUGCGCAUCUUCAAGCUCACGCGCCAUUUCGUGGGGUUAAGGGUGCUGGGUCACACAUUACGGGCCAGCACCAAUGAAUUCCUGCUGCUCAUCAUCUUCCUGGCGUUGGGAGUGCUAAUUUUCGCCACCAUGAUCUACUAUGCCGAACGAAUCGGCGCGAAGCCCAACGACCCCACCGGUAGCAACCACACCAAGUUCAAGAACAUCCCCAUUGGCUUCUGGUGGGCCGUGGUAACCAUGACAACACUGGGCUAUGGCGACAUGUAUCCAGAGACCUGGUCGGGCAUGGUCGUUGGCGCACUGUGCGCCCUGUCGGGCGUGCUAACGAUAGCCAUGCCUGUGCCCGUCAUCGUCAAUAACUUUGGGAUGUACUACUCCCUGGCCAUGGCCAAGCAGAAGCUGCCCAAGAAGAGGAAGAAACACAUCCCUCAGGUGGUGCAGGGAGGGUCCCCCAUAUACUGCAAAGCAGAUCUCAACACCACCUGCAACAGCACACAAGGUGACCUGUGCCACGUCAAAGGGAGCAGGGUGCUAGAACGCAACCGCUCAGUUCUGUCAGCAGACUGCAGCAGGGGCAGCGACCUGACCAUGUCUCCAGAGGAGAGGGUCCCCAUGCGAAGGUCCAGCACCCGGGAACAGGACCGGCGGAGCGGGGGGACAUGCUUCCUGCUCGCUGCUAGUGACUACAGCUGCCCUGCAGACGGAGGGAUGCGAAAAACAGAUAACUGCAGAGAGGUUGUCUUUACUGGUUUCACACAAGCAGAGAGCAGCGUUCUGUCUUAGGGGCUUGAGGGGAUAAGGCGGUAAAGAUAAACCUUCUAAGUGGUUGUGAGGGUCAGGUUGCAGUGCGGAACCCUCUCACCCUUUUUGGUCAUGAGUUAAGAUUGUGGCCGUACUUAAAUUGGGGGUUAUUCGAUAAUCCUACAUAGAGACACCUGUGUAUAGUUGCAGAAACAUGCACUCUUGAUGGCACUAGUGAAAGGGCUGCUUGUAGCAUUUUGAUCAUUACCAAGAUAUAGGUAUAAUUAGUAAACUGCAAUUUGCAUCUUGUGCCAUCAGAUUUGUUUGGAAAUUUACUCUCCAAGAGCAGAUUUAGUUUGUUGCAAAAAAACAAAAAACCUGAUACAUAACUUUGUUUCUGUUCUUUUAACUACACAGCCUCACUUUGUUAUCAGCCAUCACCAAGGGCUAUUAACUGCUCUCCAAUCCCCAAACCAGACGGACUGACCUGAAUCCCCUCAGAACACUUCUCACACGGAGUCUCGUAUUGAACCGAAGCCGCCUCUGCUGUAUCCGUCUGCUGUAUUUCAUAAAUUGCCUCCGUGCACCAACAGGUGCGGGACAGCAGACGUGACCGACACGACUUGCCCAUGCCUACAGCGUGUCUAUACCAGUAGCAGAUGGUUGCCUAGCAACUGGCUUAGUAAGAUGCAUUUUGCACAUGGCUCGGCAAAAAGUCAAACAAUUAAAAAAAGAAGACCAAACACGCCUCUUUGUCCGAACACCAAAUUACUGAAUCACCCCAUUUGAAUCACUACAAUAUUCAAUACAGCUUUUAUAAUUCUGGAAAGAGCACCAUGGAUUUAUACUAUCUAUUUUGUUUUGUGUGUGUGUUUGUGUGUGUGUGUGUGUGUGUGUGUGUGUGUGUGUGUGUGUGUGUGUGUGUGUGUGCAUAUAUUGAACAUAGCCAGUCUGUGCAUGGCAUGGUCUUCUUAAAUGAUGCUCAACAAAGACAGAUUAUGCAUUUCUGAUAUUUAGGGAUGUGUUUGUAUUUUAUUUUAUUUAGACCAUUCAUUUCCUAUUUGAAUGACUGGGGGGGAAAGUCAUCUGUGCAAGGACCUAUUGCCGCGGGAGGACCCCUCCCCCCCUCAUUUGGAGCCACUCCUGAGGACAAUACGGACGGGGAAGCACGCUAAAAAAACACUUGACGGGACGGCCGCCCAGCCAGCGGCUCAGUGAGCGGAAGAGGAACUCAAACGACAUCCUGGGAGGACUUUGAUAACAUUGGACCUGAUUUCUCUUUUUGCUUUCCUGUUUUGGAGCGGUGGAGGUGAGAAAAAUAAAAGGGAGAGCAAAGCAAACUGGACACGUCCUUAAAAGAGACUAUCUACUGUAUAGAUCAAUGCUCCUGUAAAUAAGACAACGACACAGCACACCUGGGCCAAGCGGCUCUGUCCACACAUCUGUCCGCCGACGGCGAGUCAGUAACGAGGUGGUCGGCCGCGACACUCAACUUUACUUGCCGUGGUGCCCCCGCCCCCCUCGCAAUAAGUGUAUCAAGAUGUAUCGGUCGAGGCACUUUGUGUUCUAAAACUGGAGUGUGUUGAUAUAUGAGAUUCUACAUUCAGUAUAUACAGUAUAGAGAGACAAAUGUGCUAAGUUGAAUAAAUGUGACAGUACGGUCAUCUCUGCUUUUGUUUCCCUCGGUGAUUUUCAGUUGGUGAAUUGCUCUGCUGUGUGUUAAUGUGUGUGUGUGUGUGCGUGUGUGUUAAUGUGUGUGUGUGUAUCCUAAAACACCAGGGUUAGAACUGCAGUUUGAAAGACCAGAGACCAAAUGAGUGGACCUAAUGCCAUCACUCUUCCAGUUAGUUUUAGCACAAACAUCAAUGAGACAGAGUUCCCCUGUGAUGCAGUCGCCGUUGUAGAAGUCCCCCCGCCGUGCAUUUAAACAUACAACCCCCCUGCGUUUGAGCUGCAGAUCGUUUGUUUUUACUCACACACCAAAAUUAUCCUCACUGAAAUAUUCCUCGUAACUCUCGGUGGCUAAAUGAUAAAAAAAAAACUGCAUAACUUGAUUCUUCCAAAGUUUUCGGAGCGAAAGUGUAGCAGAAGUUCAACCAAGUUCUAAACCGGGACUUCUAGAAUGGCUACGUCUGCACAGUAGCAAUCUCUCGCACCCAAACAAUCGGACCGGAUUUGCAAUAAGCAAAAAAGACAAAGAAAAAAAAGAGCCGAUCCACACUGUGAUUUCAGCAGCCCGUUAUAAACAAAGAUGGAAAAAGUGAAGAUGCUGCUCUAAACAGCUGGUGGGAAAAGGACACAACUCUUAUGUCACGUCGGCUGCCAAGUGUCACCGUGUACCCACAAUCCUCCUUGUGUAGUUCACAUGCUGCUUUGCUCUUUGAAUCGACACAAGUACCUUCCUCGUGUGUCUCUUUAGGAUGACGUCGUUACUUGCAAAAAAAAAAAGGAAGAUAAAAAAAGGUGUUUAUUUUUUUGACUCCAGAACAUGUAUUUUUGUGUCUCUUACUGUCGGGUACAUUGCUCUUACCUGUGAAAGUCAUGGUAGUCCGAUGCUGUGCUUCUCCAUCUUGUCCUCAAAACUGUCCGGCUUUUUGAUCCGUGUUCAUGUUUUUGUAUGUUUUACUGUGAGGAAGAUUCUAGUUUGAAGUCUGUAUUUGUGGAGCUUUUUGUUGGCAUUCUAAUGCAUGCUGAAAAAAACAAACAUUAUGUCAAAUUGUAAAAAAAAGAAAAAGAUGACAUACUGUAUAUCACGUUCAAAACAAUGUGUAUAGAGUAAAGGUAAAUGCCAUGUGAGAGAGUCGCAUAAACUAUUUAUCUUUUAACUGAUUGUUUCUUUCUUUGCCUCGUCUGACCUCUUUUCUUCCUGAUUGGGUAAACUGACAAAUACUCUGAGAGGAAAUAUGGGUUCAUGUUUAUUCAAAGGUAUAUCUAGCUGUGUUUCAUUGACACGCUGUGACACUUCUGUUUUACAAACACAAAUACCAGAUUGUAGUGAAUCAUUUCAAAGCUUCACAAAAAGUAUGUCAACUCGAGGUUCACUUCCGAGCUUACUCCGCAGCUUUCAACCCCGUCUCACAGUCUUCAGGAGUCAUCAUGUGACUGCCGCUCCAUAUUUAGGACGCUCGAUGACAACCGAACCAUCUCCAUGACAACUGAGCAGCUCCAUUCUCCAAUAAAGGCCAUGUCCAGACAAAGAUGUCAAACAAGCUAGUAUGUAUGUAGUAUUUUUUCGCACUCCUGUUUUUGAUGUAAUGAUAAUUCUGCAUUCAUAGAAAUCCAGAAAACCUUUCUAGCCUGCACACAGCAUGGUCCUGGUUAACACUUACGUUUAUGGGUCCUCAUUUUUCUUUUUAAUUUCACAAAAGGUUUCCUGGAAAUAACUUGGUGCAACUUUAAGGAAACAUGGGGACAAACUUAUUUGUCAGUUUGACAGUUAUUUUAGUUUAUGUUGUCCCUAAGAUUGGAAGUUGCAUAUCAAACCACCUGUUGGGUGUUUUAAUAUGCAACUUAGAACUUUGCCCCUAGUAUACCGACUUAUUUGCAGACCUAUUUCAAAUCGCACAUAUUCUUGGAAACUUUAUUCAUUCCAUAUGUUGAAUUGUUACCCGCCUCAUAACAGACGGACUCACCGUGACGUCAUCCAUUGGUUUGUGCACCACGUUAAAGCCUUCAUUAUUACUAUUUUGGCAGUCGCCAUUUUUUUGCAGCCAGUAGUGACACGAGAGGGCGGAGCUAAGUCCAACCAAACGCUGAAUAAGACAUUGUUAGCCGACCAAAAUGUUACAAUUAACUUUCCUGAAGGGGAAAGACACUGUGAAAGGGUUGAAGCUGUAAGAAGAAUACACAGACAACUCUCAGACCGGACAACACCAUGUUAGCAUCCUGUCAAUCACCAUGUAGCCCCGCCCUAAAGCAUCC
Molecule: messenger RNA, 8796 nt
Organism: Anarrhichthys ocellatus (wolf-eel)
Lineage: Eukaryota; Metazoa; Chordata; Actinopteri; Perciformes; Anarhichadidae
Gene: kcnc2
Product: potassium voltage-gated channel, Shaw-related subfamily, member 2
Exons: 4
Coding region: 3196-4917 (573 amino acids)
Biological process (GO): potassium ion transmembrane transport; protein homooligomerization; action potential
Cellular component (GO): presynaptic membrane; neuronal cell body membrane; axon terminus
Molecular function (GO): delayed rectifier potassium channel activity; protein binding
Source: RefSeq, a predicted model, not a curated record